CGUCGCUGUGUGCCAAACACCCGCAAAGUUCGAGGCUGCAGACAUUCCUACAGAAAUAACUGGCGAUGUUUGUCAGCCCGUUGUUCGAUACCUUCCUGCAACCUCUAAGUGCUUGAGUCAACGCCAUUGGUCGAAACCGAAUGAUGCUCCCUGUCGAUUGCGCAUAGCUACGUAACCACGACAGCUGAAAUGUGUAGACCAGGCGCAGAGUCCUACGCUCGACCUUCGCCUCCUUUGAACAAUCUCGAGUCAGAUAUGUUCUUCUCUGCUCUGCUUCAUCUUCCAUCUACUUCAGUCAGUUAAGCGCGAAGUGACGUCUCCAUUAAUGAAUCAUGGCGCCUAGUGAGAAAGACAGGCAAUGCACCCCGACCGUUCGACCGGCGCCCAGAAAUCGAAUCUGGGGUUGCCGCCCAUCGACCCUCCUACUUUCCCUGGCUUUCGUUUGGAUCGUACGAUAUUCCGUCACCAUCAAUUGGCAUGCCUUGCGCUCAACGGGAGAUCUCCCUGCCCAUGUUCCUGAUGAUGGAGGCAUCCACUGGGAUAAAAUUGAGCCACAUGAGAAACUUCAGUGGCACCCGUGCUUCUCUGCUGCUGCAUACCUUUUGAGGUGUGCCCGACUUACUGUCCCUAUGGACUACCACCGACCGCUCAAUGAGUCGGCCGACCACCCCAAGGUUUACAUUGCCCUUGUGUUGGCUCCGGGGCAAGGGCGCACCGAUGACCCAGCGUCCUAUGCGGAAUCGCCGCUGCUCGUCAAUCCCGGGGGGCCCGGUGGAAGUGGAACAAUGUUCGUCGCCGCCGCCGCUCCGAUGCUCGCCGGAAUCGUCGGCAGAAACCACGAUAUAAUCGGCUUCGAUCCCCGUGGCGUUGGAGCGACAUUGCCCAAGGCUGACUGUUUCGAAGUGUCCGAGAAUUGGUCGGGCGUUGAUGACCGUAAUACUGCCCUCAUGAACAGGCUUGCCUGGUCCUUAUCAGGGCAUGACGUUGGUCUCGUCAACUCGAGCAACGUCGCAAUUGGAAAGAUCGAUGUUCGAUCCAGGGCCGCGGCGCAACAGUGCAAAAACGUUUCCGACCGCUACGGCAAUAAUAGCAUAUUUCAGUAUGCUAAUACUGCCAAUGGUGCUAGAGACAUGCUUUCCAUCGUCCAUGCUUGGGAUGAGUGGAGAUCGACGGGGCAUGAUGCCAAACCCGCCAAGCCUACUAAGCCUACCAAGCCUACAGAGUCUGCGCGCCAUGCGGAAGUCAAGAUGCCGUCCCAUCUACAAGAGAUGAACUCCGCAUCGGAAUCGACGUCUGCUGUGACCACCCAAGGAAAGCUUGUUUAUUGGGGUUUUAGUUAUGGCACUCUUCUCGGAGCAACGUUCGCUGCCAUGUUUCCCGACAAAGUCGGACGAGUCAUCUUGGAUGGCGUCGUCGAUGCUGACCACUACGUAGAGCCUGUCUGGAUGGACAGCCUCCUCGAUGCCGACAAGAUAUGGGAUAGUUUCUUCAGUUACUGCCACGAGGCCGGCCCGAGAUGUGCUCUUUAUCGCCUUGGUGAUUCUUCAACGGACAUUAAGAAUCGCCACAGCGAGAUCAUGGCAUCUUUGGAUAAAGAGCCGAGAAUUGUGCUACAUCCGCAAGUCAACCUCCCGGUCAUCUUGACCGCGAGCGACAUAAAAAUGGUCCUUUUCCAAUCCCUCUACUCCCCUAUCGUUUCGUACCCUGCGAUAGCAGACCUGUUGAAUAUGAUUUUAAAAAAUCGCGAUCUGCACCGUUUUACCAUGCCGCCAACAUUACCCGCCUACUGCCGCAAUAUAUCGUUGCCUAUCUGGCCGGACGAUGCCCAAAGAGCAGUUAUGUGCGGUGACAAGCGAUAUACGAUGAACGAAACAUUGCCCGAACUCCAAAAACGUUUCGAGGACUUGGCCUCGUAUUCUUCUUUUGCUGACGUCUGGAUGAGCCUCAUGAUGGGCUGCAACAGUUGGGACAUAGAAGCAAAAGACCCACCGAUGCGCUGGGAUGACCACCCGGCCCAUAGACCCGCACCGAUCGAGACUGACUUCCCUUUGCUCUUCCUGUCUAGCCAUCUCGAUCCCGUGACACCCCUACACGCCGCUCUGAAAAUGACCCGCAAGUUCGUUAAUGCGAGCAUCGUCGAGCAACAAUCAUCGGGGCAUUGCUCCGUCUCGUGUACCUCGAUCUGCACCAUCAAGCACAUCCGCGCCUACCUGAAUCAAGGCAAACUGCCUCCCGCACCGGAUUUCACCGGCCCGGAUGAGGGGACCUGGACCACGUGCGACUGUGAUGAGAAGCCCUGGAAACAGAUCCGGCCUCAGUACCACCGCGGACAUUCUACUGCAGACGAAAAGCUGGACUGGCUUGAUAAUGGAGACGAGUUGAAGGUAGAAGAACUACUUCGGGAGCAUUCUGAGGAUGAGGUCGAGUGGUUGCAGAACUGGAGCAGCUUCCGUGCUCUGAUGUUCGGGAAGUUCUCGAAUGAGCAGCUUGAUGGCUAUCAAGCGUUUAGGAAUAUUUUGCUUCAGGCGCCAUUUAGGGAUCUUAGACAUCGUGAUACCGAUACUGGGACGGAUGGUGAGUGUGAGUGCAAGGCAGACGGGACAGAGCCUCGUUUGGAGUGAAAGCUGUGGUUAGAUUCUACACUGCAAGGCAUAUUAAUCCUAAUGCGGGCAGCUGCAAGUCGUCAUGCACGUCUGUCCAAUGACAGUCAUGCUUAAUAGCAUUUAAUCGAUUUCAGACAUGAUGCGUGAGGAACUAGCAUCAGUUGGAAAUGCGUUGCGUUCAACACCGUCCAGACAAGCCAGGCAGCCAGGUAGCCAGUCAUCCGUCGUAAUAAACUUCUCACAGUCGAGUCACAAGACGGCUGAGAAGCAUAUGAG
Molecule: messenger RNA, 2879 nt
Organism: Pseudomassariella vexata
Lineage: Eukaryota; Fungi; Ascomycota; Sordariomycetes; Amphisphaeriales; Pseudomassariaceae
Product: TAP-like protein-domain-containing protein
Exons: 4
Coding region: 333-2621 (762 amino acids)
Source: RefSeq, a predicted model, not a curated record